AGAGAGCCAAGAAAUAAUGGGAGAUUGGUAUCCAUUCAGCGAGUUCGAUUUCGAAGCUGUAGUUCAGGACAAAUAUAGUUCAUCCAACAACGAUUUCUGGACGGUGUCGUCAGAUCCACUGGAUCAGCAUCAUCAUAAUGAAGAUAAAGGACUGAAAAACGUUAAUAUUUCUGAAGCAGAGGACUGGGGAGACUCGGGGAAUUUCGGGUUCUUCCCCGAUCAUGACUAUUCAACCCAAGAAGAUUCCUUUUUAUCCUUCACUAACCAACAGAAGGAGCAAUUGUCGAAUCUGGAUUAUGAUUCGUUGGAUAAUCUCAGAUUCGACAUGGUCGUCUCUUCGCCGCUCGGUGACGCCCCCAAGUUUGAUGAUCAAAUCCUAGCCAUGGCUGAUCUCUCCCGACCUAACAAGAAUUACCAGGACCAGAAUUUGUCUCUCCCUUUAGCUUCACUUGAUCUUCUCAACAACUAUGGUAAUAGAUUAAAGCGUUUAUACCGCGAAAUUGAGCCAGAUGAGGAUAAUCAGCUUCAGCCUAUUGAUGAUUUGAGAGAAAGGAAGAAGCUCUCAACAGAGGAUGUGAUGAGAAUCGCCGGAGCAAUGUUCAUCCGAUCAUCGUAUUCAGAUCAAUCAGAGGGUUUGGAUUAUUUAAUUCCCCAACCUUAUGAUUGCUACUACUCUAGCCUUUCCGAAGAAGAAAAAGGGGACGUGAAGCUCGCUGAAUCUCUUCUCGCUUCUGCCGAGAAAGUCGGGUUGGGUCAAUUCGAACGAGCAGCCAAACUUCUUGACCACUGCGAAUCACAGUCUUCCAAGACUGGGAACGCCGUGAAACGUGUCGUCUCAUACUUUUGCGAGGCCCUCCGCGAAAGGAUAAACAGAGAAACAGGAAGAGCUUGCGCUCCUCCAUUUUCUCCGGUGGGAGAAAUCCCUCGUCAUUAUCAUAAAUACAGAGAAAAGGAAUUCACACUUUUCGAUCCCGACAAGUCAAUGCAGAAUCCAGGCCCUACUAUUAUUGCAUGCCACGUACAGCUUCCUUUCUGUCAGGUUGCAGUGUUCGCCGGAAUCCAAGCCAUCUUGGACAAACUAGGCGAUUCAAAAAAGGUUCACAUGAUCGAUCUCGGAAUCAGAACAGGAUUGCAAUGGACCAUUCUCAUGCAAGCCCUUGCAUUACGACGAGAAUGCCCACUCGAGCUCUUAAAAAUAACAGCAGUAGGAACAACAGAGAAAGAUUCACUGAGGGAAACGGGUAAGAGAUUAGCCAGUUUUGCAAAAUCCAUGAACAUACCCUUUUCGUUUUAUAUAGUUACGGUAUCCGACAUGCAUGAGCUUAAGGAAGAACUGUUCGAGCUAGACGGCGAGGAAACAAUCGCAGUUUACGCCAUGUUCGCACUGAGGCCCCUGAUUGCAGAGGCAGAUCAGUUAGAAGCGAUGAUGAAGGUGAUAAGAAAUUUGAACCCGAUCGUGAUGGUGGUGACCGAAGUGGAAGCAAACCACAACUCAAAGUCAUUCGUGAAGCGGUUUACGGAAGCUCUGUUCUACUUCAGUGCAUUUUUCGACUGUGUGGAGGAAUCCAUGGAAGGGGACGAUCCGAACAGGACGGUUUUGGAGUCAUUAUAUUUAAGUUAUGGGAUUAGGGAUAUUGUGGCGGCGGAGGGAGAGAAGAGGAAGAUUAGGAACGUGAAGAUUGAAGUGUGGAGGGCUUUCUUCGAGAGGUUUGGGAUGGUGGAGGGAGAACUGAGUAUGUCGUCGUUGUACCAGGCGGAGCUGGUGGCUAAGAGAUUUGCCGGUGGGAGUUUCUGCACGUUUGACAAGAAUGGAACUAGUUUGCUUUGUGGCUGGAAGGGUACUCCACUUUACUUUGUUUCUGUCUGGAAAUUCCUUUGAUCACAGCGUACGUGAAUGAAUUAAAAUGCUUGUUUUGGUUCAUUUGAACUAUCAUCUUGUGAAGGAUCGAUAUAUAUAUCAAGAAUGUGUAAACUUUUGUUUUUGGUUCUUGUUGCAAAAUAUGCCUGCUUUACUUC
This is a messenger RNA of Neltuma alba, 2016 nucleotides long. Its product is annotated as DELLA protein RGL1-like. The record is from RefSeq and is a predicted model, not a curated record. The transcript has a single exon. Lineage: Eukaryota; Viridiplantae; Streptophyta; Magnoliopsida; Fabales; Fabaceae. Bases 17 to 1879 code for a protein of 620 amino acids.